Molecule: messenger RNA, 708 nt
Organism: Triticum turgidum subsp. durum (durum wheat)
Lineage: Eukaryota; Viridiplantae; Streptophyta; Magnoliopsida; Poales; Poaceae
Source: the annotation of a GenBank genome assembly
AUGCCUCCGCUCCCCAGGCUCCUCCACCGCCACCUCUCAGUCCCGCUCGCCCGCCGCCUCACCCCUUGCCAUCCGUGGCAGCCCGCGGCGGACGCCUUCCUCCGCCGCGGGCUCGCAUCUUCCUCCGCCGCGGCCGCCGCCGCCGCGGCAGCGGGCCGGGAGAAGAGCUCUAGGAAGACCCUGGGUUACCUUGUCGGCGUGGCAGUCGCCAUGGUCGGCGCCUCCUACGCCGCCGUCCCGCUCUACCGCCGGUUCUGCCAGGCCACCGGGUACGGCGGCACCGUCCAGCGCCGCGAGAGUGUAGAGGAGAAGAUCUCCCGACAUGCUCGAGUCGGAACGACGCCAUCAAGAGAGAUAGUUAUCCAAUUUAAUGCUGAUGUUGCUGAUGGAAUGCCAUGGAAGUUUAUUCCUACGCAGAGAGAGGUGAAGGUUAAACCUGGUGAAAGUGCUCUUGCAUUUUAUACUGCUGAAAAUCGCAGUUCAGCUCCAAUUACUGGUGUGUCAACGUAUAAUGUUGCUCCGAUGAAGGCUGCAAUUUACUUCAAUAAAAUACAAUGUUUCUGCUUUGAGGAGCAAACACUUCUUCCAGGGGAGCAGAUUGACAUGCCGGUAUUCUUCUACAUUGACCCUGAGUUUGAGACGGACCCCAAAAUGGACGGGGUGAACAACAUAGUUCUUUCCUAUACAUUCUUUAAGGUGAAAGAGUAG